UACGUUUACGUGAGGCUGGCGCUCCGGUUUCCUGGCGGAGAAAAUGGCGGCUCCUGGACCGGGGGAGUAUUUCAGCGUUGGGAGCCAUGUCUCCUGCCUCACCUGCUUGGGGCAGCGUUUGCAAGGGGAGGUCGUGGCUUUCGACUACCAGUCCAAGAUGUUGACUCUGAAAUGUGCUUCCUCUAGUGGAAAGCCAAACCUCUGCGAUGUCAUACUGAUCAACCUAGCUUAUGUUUCUGACGUGGAAAUAAUAAACGACCGCACAGAAACACCACCUCCUCUAGCAUCUUUGAAUGUUAGCAAGCUUGCAACUCGGGCGCGGAUGGAAAAGGAAGACAAACUUUCCCAAGCAUAUGCAAUUAGUGCAGGAGUUUCUGUGGAGGGCCAGCAGCUUUUCCAAACUAUACAUAAAACCAUCAAAGACUGUAAAUGGCAGGAGAAGAACAUUGUUGUGAUGGAUGAUGUCAUCAUCUCACCGCCUUACCAGGUGGAGAACUGUAAAGGCAAAGAGGGAAGCGCUUUAAGUCAUGUACGCAAAAUAGUUGAGAAACAUUUUAGAGAUGUGGAAAGCCAGAAGUCCCUGCAGCGUUCACAAGCACAGCAAACACAGAAGGACUCCGCUUUAUCGUCCUGAGCUGGCCCAGAUUUCGAGGCCCAGCAGGAAGAGGACGACGACCAAUGCAGUUCGUCUCCAGAGGAGGCCCGUGUUCCACAGCCACUGUCCGAGGCCACGAGGAGGGCCAGGGCCUCUGGCCUUGGGGACCGGAAACAUUAAAGAAAAAGGCAAAAAAAAAAAAAAAAAA
This is a messenger RNA of Scleropages formosus (Asian bonytongue), 803 nucleotides long. It is a transcript of the gene lsm12b, whose product is annotated as LSM12 homolog b. The coding region runs from base 44 to 634 and encodes 196 amino acids. Gene Ontology annotation, molecular function: RNA binding. The transcript has 5 exons. NCBI's taxonomy places the organism in Eukaryota, Metazoa, Chordata, Actinopteri, Osteoglossiformes, Osteoglossidae. The record is from RefSeq and is a predicted model, not a curated record.